Molecule: messenger RNA, 1230 nt
Organism: Meriones unguiculatus (Mongolian gerbil)
Lineage: Eukaryota; Metazoa; Chordata; Mammalia; Rodentia; Muridae
Gene: Rnf148
Product: ring finger protein 148
Exons: 1
Coding region: 132-1082 (316 amino acids)
Source: RefSeq, a predicted model, not a curated record
AUAAGAAAGGUAAAGUCCCAAGAGUAAAAAUGCUGGAAGGGCGAAGGCAUCGUUCACCCCGGCAGACCUUCUUUAUUUACGUGCUUUAGUCAUCUGCUCUUGACAGCUCAAGUUAGCUCCUUCAACAGCAGAUGUUACUUGGUUUUUCAUGUCUCUCAGCUCCUGGAGGAAUGUACCCACCCGGACUCACGCCUUCAGUUCAUAGGUCUGUUUCAUCUCGGCUGUGGAGACUUAGCAUCUUCCUGCUACUUAGCUUCCCUGACUCCAGAGGAAAAGCGAUAUGGACGGCUCAUCUGAAUAUAACCUUCCAGGUGGGAAACCGGAUCAUAUCAGAGCUAGGAGAGAGUGGAGUGUUUGGGAAUCAUUCUCCUCUGGAAAGGGUGUCUGGUGCCGUGGUCCUUCCUGAGGGAUGGAAUCAGAAUGCUUGUAAUCCCCUGACGAACUUCAGCAGGCCUGAUCAGGCUGACUCCUGGCUGGCCCUCAUUGAACGGGGAGGCUGCACUUUCACUCAUAAAAUCAAUGUGGCUGCAGAGAAGGGAGCAAAUGGAGUGAUCAUCUAUAACUAUCCAGGUACAGGCAACAAGGUCUUUCCCAUGUCUCACCAGGGGACAGAGAACAUAGUUGCAGUGAUGAUAGGCAACCUCAAAGGCAUGGAGCUUUUGCACUUGAUCCAGAAAGGUGUCUACGUGACAAUCAUCAUUGAAGUGGGAAGAAUGCAUAUGCCGUGGCUGAGCCACUAUGUUAUGUCUCUGUUUACCUUCCUGGCAGCCACAAUUGCCUACCUUUUCCUGUACUGUGCCUGGAGACCCCGAGUGCCCAAUUCUUCUACGAGGAGGCAAAGACAAAUAAAGGCCGAUGUGAAGAAAGCCAUUGGCCAGCUGCAGCUUCGAGUGCUCCAGGAAGGGGAUAAGGAGCUGGACCCAAAUGAAGACAGCUGUGUCGUUUGUUUUGAUAUAUACAAAGCCCAAGAUGUAAUACGUAUUUUAACUUGCAAGCAUUUUUUCCACCAGACCUGCAUUGACCCCUGGCUCUUAGCCCACAGGACAUGCCCCAUGUGCAAGUGUGACGUUCUGAAACCCUAAGAAGCCCAGAGACCUUUCUGCAGAUUAAAAUUAGAUGGAUUCGCUCAUUGUAUCGUACACACGGAGAAAACCUGACCCUCAGUUCCUCUAUUCAGCCACUAAAGGUGAAAUUUCUGUGCUUUGAAAAUAAAACUUGGUAUCAUGCCCA